Molecule: messenger RNA, 1208 nt
Organism: Vigna radiata var. radiata (mung bean)
Lineage: Eukaryota; Viridiplantae; Streptophyta; Magnoliopsida; Fabales; Fabaceae
Exons: 3
Coding region: 50-1153 (367 amino acids)
Cellular component (GO): plant-type cell wall
Source: RefSeq, a predicted model, not a curated record
UUUCUCUCUUUCUCUUCUAAAGAUUUAUCAGUUUCACAACUCAGCUAACAUGGGAAGGUUGCCGUUUCUUUUGGCGCUCUUCUACUGCUUCCAUGUUGUUGCCUUCUGCUUUGGGGAUGGAUCAGUGGUAAAUGGAGAGUUUGAGCUCGGCCCAAAGGCACGGGACAUGAAGGGCACGGUGGUGACUGGGGGACCCCACGCCAUACCUGGGCGGGAGAUCUCUGGCUAUGUUGAGUACAUAAAAUCAGGGCAGAAGCAAGAUGACAUGUUGCUUGUGGUGCCAAAUGGAGCUUAUGCGGUGAGGCUUGGCAACGAGGCCUCUAUUAAGCAAAAGAUAAAAGUGGUGAAGGGAAUGUUCUAUUCAAUAACGUUUGUGGUAGCACGCACUUGUGCACAAGAGGAAAAGCUCAACGUGUCUGUGGCUCCAGACUGGGUGGUUCUCCCAAUGCAAACUGUGUAUGGUGGAAAUGGUUGGGAUGCUUAUGCAUGGUCCUUCCAAGCAGAUUACCCUCUCUCAGACAUGGUUUUUCAUAACCCAGGGAUGGAAGACGACCCUGCCUGUGGACCAAUCAUUGAUUCUAUUGCUCUCCAUGCUCUCUACCCUCCUAGACUAACUACCAAGAAUGUAUUGAAGAAUGGUGGGUUUGAAGAAGGACCAUAUGUGUUUCCGAACAUAUCAUCGGGUGUGCUUAUCCCACCCAAAAUUGUAGACCUCAGUGACCACUCUCCCCUACCGGGAUGGGUGGUGGAGUCCCUAAAAGCUGUUAAAUACAUAGACUCGGAGCAUUUCUCAGUUCCUGAAGGGAAAAGAGCCGUGCAGCUGAUAGGAGGAAAAGAAAGUGCCAUUUCACAAGUGGCCAGAACCAUUCCUGGGAAAACGUACGUCCUCUCCUUUGUUGUGGGAGAUGCUGGUGAUUCGUGCGAAGGGUCGUUGAGUGUUGAAGCAUACGCAGGCAAAGACAGUGUGAAGGUGCCUUACCAGUCCAAAGGCAAAGGUGGAUUUAAGCGUGCAAGUCUCAAGUUUGUAGCUCUUGGUAUAAGAACGCAUAUUGUGUUCCUUAGCACCUUCUACAGCGUUAGAAGCGAUGACCACGCUUCGCUGUGUGGACCUCUGAUCGAUGAUGUAACCUUGAUCAGUCUUCGUAAACCUUAGGUGAUAGGACAAUGAUAUUUUCACAAUACUUUUUUACAAUUUUUUUAUAACGGGA